AUGGCGCGGCAACCGCCCUCCACGCCUAGCAACACCGUCACCGCCGCCUCCGGGCUUUCACCCUUCCACGAGGGUGGGUCAGCAGCCUCCUGGGAUGCCAUUGCUGCUGCAACAUCCCACCGACGCUCAACUCAGCCUAUGUCGUCCUCCUCUCCGCUGCCUGCGCGGGAGCAGAACGCCUAUCUCAUGCCGACAAGUCCAGCGAAAGCUCGCCGGGGCAGCGCCGAUUACCGUCCAUGCAUCAAAAAGGCGGUCGGGAAUGUCCCCGCGUGUCUGGUGAAUGCUUCCGUUACCUAUUGUGGCAAUGAUCAGAUCUACGCCUUUGGAGGCUUUGACCAGUUUACAGAUGAAGUCUACAACCACGUCCUACGGCUGAAUUUGAACACCCUAGCAUGGGACUUGGUUGACAACUAUGGCGACAUUCCGGGAGUUCGCAUGGGCCACACCGCGUCUCUCUACGAAGGAAACAAACUACUCGUCUUUGGUGGGGAAAAUGAACGCAGUGAAUAUCUUUCUGAUCUAGUCAUCCUUGAUAUACCGUCCUCCACCUGGACACAGCCGGACGUCCGAGGCCCUCUUCCGCGCGGCCGCGCCCGUCACGCCUCGGUUAUCUACGAGAAUAAAUUAUUCGUCAUCGGGGGCGUGACUGGGAUCGGAGGCGUGACUGGGGAACAAAACAACCUGAUAUUGGACGACCUGUGUUAUCUAGAUCUGAAAACAUGGACAUGGUCACGGACGUGGAGUUUCACUCCCCGCUUCGACCAUACGGCUUGGAUUUGGGGUGGUCGUUUGUGGAUAUUUGGCGGGCUCGGCCCAGACAUGGAACGGACCACCGACCUCUGGUGGUUGGAUCUCAAAGGCAGCCCUUCAUUGGGAAUGACGACCGAGGAACCCCAUGCGACACUCAGCCAUGCAACUCCAAGCCCAGGCGCUUCUCUCAGCCCCCCAAGGCAACUAUCCAGCAGAUCUAACGGAUACGCAGCAAACUCCGCGAGCGUGCAAAUUCGUUCUUUUGUCCGAAGAAAGCCAACUGCACCAGGCGCCAUAUCGUCUUUGAAAUUCCACUCCGGCCCGCAUGUCCCAUCUCUGCUCUCUGGCACACAUUUCCAUGUAUAUUCAUCUGGCCUACUUUUAGACCUGAUUACUCCCUCAGAGACUGUGAGGCCUUUCGAGUGUAAUCUAUCAUCGCUGGAGUUGGACUCUCUCCGCUGGCAAAGACUUGCCGAUGGCCAAGAAGUCUUUCGCCCGGGUUAUCGGUGGCACUACUGCACUAUAAAUGAAGAUGGCACCAAGGCUUGGCUUCUGGGUUGCAAUAUUGAAGCUCCGACAGGGGCCGGCGACGACAAUCAGUUGAAUGAAAUUCUUUGCUUGGAUUUGGAGAAAUACGGGCUUCUCGGCAAUGAUCUUGUUUCAGAAUCGUCCGAACAGAACCGCAUUCUUGCUUCUGAACGUCAGGGGUCUUCCCCUCAUAACGUCGGUAUCGGCGCAGAUUUGCUAGCGGUGUUUGACCAGGCCCCAGAGACGGACAGUGGGACCGACUUUAUCAUUACCGCCGAUAGCGAUGACCAGGAGCCUGAUGAGGAGGCGUUUGAACCUAUUUCUCCACGCCAAGGCCAAUCAGAGCCUGCAUUUAUUUCUCCUACGGCAUCAACAUCCGCACCGAUCCAUGUCCACCGGAUUAUCUUACAGGCUCGAUGGCCUCACUUCAAACGACUCUACGCUGCGCAGAUGGCUGAGUACCACACAAAGAGAAUGCACAUCCCAGAACCGUAUUCGGUGGUCCGCGCAUUUCUAUACUAUCUAUAUAGCGAUAGCAUCUUGGACCAUCCCCAGUAUUGCACCAGCAUUCUCGACGUUGCCGGCAUGUUGGUUAUGGCCAAUCUGUAUGACAUGCCCAAACUGCGCUUGCUAUGCGUCCACCGAUUAAGCCGAGAGCUUGACGUUGAAAACGCGGCCAUUAUCUGGGAAAGAGCCGGCCGAACCAACGAAGAAUGGCUUCGUCGACGUGCCGCACAGUUUUGCCUAACAAAUUGGGGAAGGAUUGUUCGAACAGCUGGUUUCAAGUCGCUCAAUCGCCAGAGCCUCAUCGAACUUUGUGAGGUUGUCGACAUGGAGGGCAGGAUUAUUGCAGGCCCUGAAUUGGAAUUCGUCGGAGCUCUCGGCUCUGGCUCUUUGGGUUCGAAGCGGCCUCGACUGACUGGAAACUCGUUAGUGGACGACAUGGAAGAUCUGGAAGGGGACGACGAAGAUGGCAUGGAGCUCUCCUAA
This is a messenger RNA of Talaromyces rugulosus, 2268 nucleotides long. RefSeq lists its product as uncharacterized. The record is from RefSeq and is a predicted model, not a curated record. The transcript is spliced from 3 exons. The coding region runs from base 1 to 2268 and encodes 755 amino acids. Gene Ontology annotation, molecular function: protein binding. NCBI's taxonomy places the organism in Eukaryota, Fungi, Ascomycota, Eurotiomycetes, Eurotiales, Trichocomaceae.